Heterotrigona itama is the source of this 2387-nucleotide messenger RNA. Lineage: Eukaryota; Metazoa; Arthropoda; Insecta; Hymenoptera; Apidae. The record is from the annotation of a GenBank genome assembly.
GUCGUUCUAAUCAAAUGCACGCUUUCAAACUGAAUAACCCGGCAAGUAACCUUAAAACGAUACAAGUGAUAGUAAUCAUUUACUUGUAGAAAUUCGACUGAUGCUUAUUAAUAAUGACGCUCGAUAAUUCGUGGCAUGUGAUCAAAACUGCUGCUGCAGAGAAUAAACACGAAUUAGUAUUGUCUGGCCCACCAAUUUCUGAAUUGAUUCAAAAAAGAGGCUUUGAUAAGUCAUUGUUUAACCUGCAGCAUUUAAAUUACUUGAAUAUUACACAGACAUGUUUGCAAGAAAUACCAGAAGAAAUAGGACAAUUACAAAAUUUGACGACACUGGUGUUACAUUCGAACGAAAUUUCAAAAAUACCUGGCACAAUCGAAAAAUUGGAAAAAUUAAAGAUCCUCGAUUGCUCUAGAAACAUAUUAACGUUUUUACCGAAUGAAAUCGGUAAACUUCCACAAUUGACAACUAUGAAUUUGAGUUCGAAUCUUCUGACAUCCUUACCGACGCAAAUUAAGAAUGUUAAAUUGACUGUUUUGGAUCUUUCGAACAACCAGUUUGAAAUCUUUCCUGACGUAUGUUAUCCAGAAUUAACUCAUCUCACUGAAAUCUAUGUUAAUGGAAAUCUAAUAAAAGAAAUUCCUGUGACUAUAAAUCAGCUUCCAUCCUUGAAAAUAGUAAAUGUUGCAAGCAAUUUGAUUUCAGUCAUCCCAGGUGAGAUAGCUGAUUGUAACAAACUCAAAGAACUUCAUUUAAAGGAAAACACAUUAACAGACAAAAGAUUAUCAAAGUUAGUGGACCAGUGCCAUAGUAAACAAGUGUUAGAGUAUAUCAAGUUACAUUGUCGUAAACAAGAUGGCUCUAUCAAUAGCAAAUCAAAAAAAGGAAAGAAAGUACAAAAAUUAUCAGAGAGUGAAAAUAAUGCUAAUAUAAUGGAUCAUUUGACACACAAGUUGAAAGUAUUAAAAGUAACAAAUGACACACCAGUAAUUAAAAUUACAAAAUAUGUAAAAAAUAUUAGAUCAUAUAUUGCAGCUUGUAUUGUUAGAAAUAUGAGCUUUACAGAGGAUACUUUCAAAAAAUUUAUUCAACUUCAAACUAAAUUACACGAUGGUAUAUGUGAAAAAAGAAAUGCAGCUACUAUUGCUACACAUGAUUUAAAAUUAAUUACUCCUGGAGACUUAACAUACACAGCAAAAUUACCAAAUGAAUUAGAAAUAAAACCGUUAAUGCGUAAUAAAGUUUAUACUGGUUCUGCAUUGUUUCAACAAUUGCAAACUGAAGCUGAUAAUUUAAGAAAAGAAAAGAAACGCAAUGUAUAUUCUGAGGGUAAACCUAUGUUUCCUUGUUUAUUAGAUGCUUCAGGACAAGUUAUAUCAUUUCCACCAAUAACAAACAGUGAUAUUACAAAAAUGUCAAUGAAUACUCAAGCAAUGCUAAUAGAAGUAACUAGUGCUGCGUCAUAUCAGAUUUGCAGAAAUGUAUUAGACCAAUUCUUAAAGGAAAUAAUUACUCUUGGUUUGGGAUGUCUGUCAGAACAAGAAAAUGCUUCGACUUCUAAUAAAUUACAUGUAGAGCAAGUAAAAAUAGUAGAUAUGGAAGGUAAUAUGAAAUUACUAUAUCCUUCAAGAGUAGAUCUAAAUUUUGCAGAAAAUUUCAUAACUGUAUUACGUGAGAUAUAAAUUAUUGCUAACUAUUUAAUCAUUCCUUAACUUUGGUCUAAUUGUGUUUUGUUUGUGUGUUUUCUUGUAUCUUUUUUUGUAUUAUAAAUUAAUAUUAUAAUAUUAUAAAUUUAAAAAUAAUAUAAAUUUUUCAUUUCAUACUGUAUGAUAAUGUUAAGAUUAGUAACUGAAGUGUGCAACGAACAUAACAUUUGCAUAUUUUAUACAGAACUGUUUUGCUAUGUAUCAAUAUACAACAAUAUUGUAGUCAUAAUAUUUUUAUACUGAAAUUUGAGACUAUGUGAUAAUAAUAACAAUAACUGUUCAAUAUUAUAAAAAUUAGAAAUCGAAAAAUAAACAUAAAAAAAAUAUAGCAUUUAUAUUUCAACAUUUUAUUCCUUCAAAAAUUUAUUGUAUUGAUUUACGCAAUACAUUAUGAAGACAUUACAUUUGAACAAAAAUAUAAUCUUUAACACAUAAUCUUAAAUAUUAAUUUGCAUAUUAAAAUAUUUUAAAAAUAUUUUAAAACAUAAUCAAAAAUAUUAAUUUACAUAUUAAAAAUAUACUCGUUUUCAGAAUCUAUCAUUUUCAAAAUAUUCGCAACUAGUAUUAGCUCUUACGAGAGAUAUAAAUUGAAGUGUGAAAAUCACAAUCGUCGUUCAUUAUUAUAUAUCAUAUAAUCUGAAGUGUAAUCUAUACUUUUAUAUAGGAUAUUUAAAAUUAACUUGA